Papilio xuthus (Asian swallowtail) is the source of this 2944-nucleotide messenger RNA. RefSeq names its product WD repeat-containing protein 20. Gene Ontology annotation, molecular function: protein binding. The transcript has 3 exons. The coding region runs from base 297 to 2090 and encodes 597 amino acids. The record is from RefSeq and is a predicted model, not a curated record. Lineage: Eukaryota; Metazoa; Arthropoda; Insecta; Lepidoptera; Papilionidae.
AAAAAAAUUAAAAUGGCACCAUAAACAACGAGCCGUCAUGUUGUCUGACACAUGACUUUUUAUGUUGCAUACACAAGAAUAUCUAAUUUGAUUCGACAUUUAGUAAUUAAGACAAAUAUAACACUAAGUUUAAUAGUUGUCUUGCCAAUCAACUGAAACAACACUAUACACAUGUGAAAGAUGAACGUAAUUAAUGGGCGGCAGUGUUCGCGUGCGGUGUCGGAGUUUUCAAGUGUCAACUGAUCGAAAUCGGGCCUCCUUAGCCGCCUCCAUGAAUAAUAACAGGAUAUGAUAACAUGGCCGUACAACCGGACUCCGGAGGGAAGGACGACGUGAAGACACAGUUCGUGACACGGGAAGGCACGUACAGAUUGAUGACGCUGUCCGAGUACUCGAGACCGAACCGUGUGGGUUACACCAGUGGCUCAGGCUCGACUCAUGUCCGCGUGUCGCUCGUGUCGUUGCCGCCGGGGCCGGGGGGCGGUGCGCCCGGCUCCGACGGACAGGCCUCCGAUGACAGAAUAUGUUUCAAUCAUGGGAAAGAACUCUAUGUUUAUGUUUACAGAGGUGUUAAAAAGGCAGCUGACCUCACGAAGCCUGUGGACAAAAAAAUGUACAAGGGCACAAACCCAACGUGCCACGAUUUCAACGCGGCUACGGUGACGCCAGAGAGCGUCGCACUAGUCGUUGGCUUCUCCACUGGACAGAUACAACUCAUAGAUCCUAUUAAAAAGGAAUUAAGUAAAUUAUACAAUGAAGAGAGACUGAUAGAUAAGACACGCGUCACUUGCAUCAAGUGGGUUCCUGGGUCGAGCAACCUGUUCAUAGCAGCACAUGCUUCGGGCCAGCUGUAUGUGUACAACGAAGAGUUGACCUGUGGCACCGCCUCCCCGCACUACCAGCUGUUCAAGCAGGGCGAUGGCUACUCCAUACACACGUGCCGCACCAAGUCCACCCGCAACCCCCUCUACAGGUGGCUCAUCGGUGUCGAUGGCAGCUGCAUCAAUGAAUUCGCCUUCUCCCCGUGCGGCACGAAUUUAGCUGUAGUAUCACAGGAUGGUUUUCUAAGGGUUUUCCACUACGACACCAUGGAACUGAUCGGUCGAGCCCGCUCGUACUUUGGUGGAUUUUUGUGUGUAUGUUGGUCACCCGACGGAAAGUACGUGGUGGUCGGGGGAGAGGACGAUCUAGUUACCGUGUGGUCCUUCGGCGAGAGGAGAGUAGUGGCGCGGGGUCAGGGCCACAGGUCGUGGGUGUCCGUGGUCGCCUUCGACCCCUACGUCGUCAGCUUCAGCGAGGGCGACAGCGAGGAGGUCGCGGAUGAGGACAAGAAAAGUGAAAGUGUUCAGUGCUACAGACUAGGUAGUGUUUCGCAGGACACGCAGUUAUGUUUCUGGGAUCUGACUGAGGACGUACUGAGGCCACCGGUGCGGGCGCGGGCCUCGGCGCAUCUAUCGCCAAACAGCCAGAACUUCUCUCCCAACGGAGUUCCGGGGGCAAAGGUUCCAACGAAAUGCACCAAGACAAACAAAGUGGGGCAUAAGCACGCCGAGUUAAGUGGCCACAACAAUGCGGCGGGCGAGCCCUCCGGCGCCAAGCCUGUCGCCAAGACGAAAGCAAACAACGUUUCCACGUUGAACAUCAGCGUCGGAAAAGCGAAGGAGGAGAGCUCCGGCUCGCUCGGCGUCAACUUCACCCAACGGCUGGCGGGUUUCUCAUUCGGCGAGCGAAGAUCCGACCACCGGAGGAACUUCAGCUUAUCGAAGCCCGCCGAGAAGACUUCGGCUACGAACACGGUCGCGCUGCGGGGCAAGUCGGCGGGCACACAUACGAACGAUACGUACGACCCUCUGAAGCUGAUAGGGACGCCGUCGUGUCCGCGCUUCGACGAGUGCCCGGUGCUGGAGCCGCUGAUCUGCAAGAAGAUCGCACACGAGCGACUGACGUCGCUACUGUUUCGCGCAGAGUACUUCGUUACGGCGUGCGCUGACGGCUGCGUUAACACGUGGGCGCGGCCCACCCGGCAGCACAACGGGGAGGUGCGCCCGCGCCGCUCCGAGCGCGCCGACCGCAUCGACCUCGUCGACUAGUCCCUGCAGUGCAGUGCAUUGACACCCAUAGUUCACUAGCUCCGUGUUACAGCCUAUGUAAGUGACACUUUUAGUUAAUACCAACUGUCAUCUCAGUCUGUUCAAAAUUAAUUCACAUUAUGUUCAAUAUUUGUUUUAAUAAUUUGACAAUUAUAACUCUGCUCAUAUUCGUAACUUGUCCAUCAAGUUAUGAUUAGAAAUAAAUUUCUAUAAAUAUUCAUAUCACAUAAUACCAUAUUUUAAUUAAAAUGUUGUAUAUAUUUAUUGAACAGACUGUUAGGAUAUGUGAAAUGGUAGGCAUUUAUUAACAGUUUUAUAUUCGGCCGUUGAAAGAAUUACAUUAUUCCAUUGUAGAGAUUAAAAUAUAGUUGAUUUUGUAUGUGUGAGAGAUUAUUGCUACUUUGAAUUAUUUAUUACUUUUGUUAUUAAUAUUAUAGUUUACGUAUUUUCAUCAUGUCAUAAAUAAAAAGGCAAUUGAAUUUUUACAAAAUUGGUUCAAUCUUUUCUGUUGUUUCACAUCACUGUUCAUGGUGUAAAUACUAAACUAAUUAACCUAUUUCAUUAUGAUCAUUAACAAAAAAUACACUUUCGUUGUUAAAUAUCCGUUUGUUCUUAAUAGAUUUCGGGAUAUUGAAAAGGCAAUUUUCUUGUAGCAAUAGUAAUGAGAUUCGACUGUAUAGAGGAGUGUAUAUUGUAAUUAUAAGUAAAUAUGUUUUUUUUUCUCGGCUCACUGUAAAUAUAGUGAAUAGGUUAUGGAGCGAUCAAAGAUUGCUUGCGCGAUACAAGUGGUACGCGAUGGCGGGAAAACGUCAAACUCUAUUCUAUUGUCUAUGUAUUUCAUGACUGUCAAACUG